Messenger RNA from Oncorhynchus mykiss (rainbow trout), 6846 nucleotides. The record is from RefSeq and is a predicted model, not a curated record. Lineage: Eukaryota; Metazoa; Chordata; Actinopteri; Salmoniformes; Salmonidae.
AGACAACCCCGUGUAUAUUUUGGGUCCUGAGUCAACGUGGGACAGUGCGUUUGUGUCAUGCCGAAUUUGUUGUCAAGUGUUUGUGUUUUUAAUGUCAGUAGUUUUAUUUUGACAUUACUAGUUUGGGAUAUUGGACAGUAACUGUGACGACUUAUCAUGAUGCCGGGGGAGAAUCUUUCCAAAAUCGCUUCAGGAGCAACUACUGGAGCCUGUCAAAACUGCACUGUGCUUCACCAGAACCUAAACGAAUAUGUGGCAGCUCUCCUGGUUUUGAAACAGAAAACUAUUGACUCCGAUCACCUGCUGAGUGAAUAUCAAGGGAAGUGUGAAGAGCUCCAGACAUCCCAGAGGGAGACCAGUAAGCAGCGUAUACAACUUGAUGAUCUGCAGUUGAAAGUAGCUUCUCUGGGAAAGCAACAUGCGGAGUACGAAGCCGUGCGGGCAGAGCUGGAGGCUAAGCAGAGCGCUGAGAAGUUGUCCCAGCAGCUUUUGGAGGAAGUGGAGAGGCUGAAGGAGCAGAACAACAACACAGAGACUCUAAAGAAGAGACUUGAGGACCAGCUGAAGAUGGUAGCAGAGACAACAGAGAAGCAGUGUGUGGAUAAUGUCCAGCUGAGACAGGAGAAUACGGCACUGCAGAAAGACCUGCUGAAAACACAGGUGUCGUUGAAGACAUGUCAGAAGGUAGCAGAGGAAGUGCAGCAGUUGAAGGAGGACAACGCCAGGACAUCCGUUCUAAAAUACGACCUGGAAAAACAACUUGUACUGUUUCAAGAUUCUAAACUCAAGCAAGAGCGUGACAUUACCAGGCUGAAAACAGAGAAGAUUGUACUGGAGAACGAGCUUCUUCAUCUUCAGGAACGACUAGAGAAACUGGAGACGGAGAAGAAUAAAGUAUUAAAGAGCACAUCAACUCAAGCAACGGCACCUGAAGAAACACAGGUGGAUAAAGAGAAGAUCCAGAGGCUGCUGGAGGAUCUAUGGGUGUGUGUAGCUCCUCCCUCAUCACACCUCCCUGCCAGGAGGAAACAGCAGUUAAAGGAGCACCUACAAGACCGCAGCACAGUUGAACCCCACAGACCUGACAGUGACCCGCCAGGCCAUGGACCCAGCAGGAACAGUGACCCGCCAGGUCAUGGACCCAGCAGGAACAGUGACCCGCCAGGCCAUGGACCCAGCAGGAUCAGUGACCCUCCAGGCCAUGGACCCAACAGGAACAGUAACCCGCCAGGCCAUGGACCCAGCAGGAACAGUGACCCGGCAGGACAUGGACCCAGCAGGAACAGUGACCCGGCAGGCCAUGUACCCGGCAGGAACAGUGACCCGCUAGGCCAUGUACCCGGCAGGAACAGUGAACCGCUAGGCCAUGGACCCGGCAGGAACAGUGACCCGGCAGGCCCUGGACCCAGCAGGAACAGUGACCCGGCAGGCCCUGGUCCCGGCAGGAACAAUGACCCGCCAGGCCAUAAACAUAGUAGAUCAGUUGAGGAGAUCCUGGACUGGUUCAAGCCGCUGCCCCCUGUCCUCUCCCCCUUACCCUGCUCCUCAGCUCAGGAGAGGUUGGAUGAUGUCUUGGAGUCCAGAGCUCGAGGAACCAGAUCUCCUCUAGAGAACAGAAACCACUCUGUCUACACUACAGGACCAGCCAAUCAGACAGCAGGACAGCAGCCUGGACCAGCCAAUCAGACAGCAGGACAGAAAACUGGACCAGCCAAUCAGAUGGCCCUUGUUUUGGCAGGACAACAACCUGCAGACUCCUCAGUGGAACUACCAUCAGACAGAAUUAAUUUUACUCCGAGAGAAAGCCCUGUUUCAGACAGCACUAAUUCUACUCUGAGAAAAAGCCCUGAUCUGGCCACAGGGACCUCAGGAGAGACAGAGAGGAACAGUGUGGCUGUCUGUGAACAGGAAGACAUGCAGGUAGAACCAGCUGCUGAAACCAUCCAGUCACCAUCAGGAGAGACUCAAACCUCCUCUAAUGAUCUACCUUCCUUUACCAAAGCCACAGAGUGUCUCCCAAACUCAGUAGAGCAUCCAGACAACCUCUCUGUCCAUAAUGGGGCCAUUCAGAACUCACUCACCCAGACACAAGGAGAAGAAGUGCAGGACUUCUCACCAGACACGACAGAGAUGGAUGUUGAGACUAACCCGUGUUAUAAUGGCUGUGUCUUGGCGGGUCAGAGCAUCAACCAUGGGGACUCAGAGAAAGUAGAAAGCAUUAAAGAUCAGUCAGGAGAGCAGCUGGAACCCAGUCUUCUGGUUGAGUGUUCUGCAGAGACAGUGACUGGUCCAGAACAACUGACUGAAUGGGCUCCUAACACUCAAUGUAACACAACUGAUCAGAAAGCAGCUCCUCAAGCAUGUCCCCAUAAACAAGACAAGUUGUUUACAGGCCAGGAAUCAGAUAAAGACGAUGAAGAGGGUUUCUCUUGGAAACAGGUUGGUGAUGUACUGUUCCCUCCCAGUCACCCUACAGAAGGACUGGCCUCCCCCAGUCACCCUACAGAAGGACUGGCCUCCCCCAGUCACCCUACAGAAGGACUGGCCUCCCCCAGUCACCCUACAGAAGGACUGGCCUCCCCCAGUCACCCUACAGAAGGACUGGCCUCCCCCAGUCACCCUACAGAAGGACUGGCCUCCCCCAGUCACCCUACAGAAGGACUGGCCUCCCCCAGUCACCCUACAGAAGGACUGGCCUCCCCCAGUCACCCUACAGAAGGACUGGCCUCCCCCAGUCACCCUACAGAAGGACUGGCCUCCCCCAGUCACCCUACAGAAGGACUGGCCUCCCCCAGUCACCCUACAGAAGGACUGGCCUCCCCCAGUCACCCUACAGAAGGACUGGCCUCCCCCAGUCACCCUACAGAAGGACUGGCCUCCCCCAGUCACCCUACAGAAGGACUGGCCUCCCCCAGUCACCCUACAGAAGGACUGGCCUCCCCAAGUCAACCUACAGAAAGACUGGCCUCCCACAGUCACCCUACAGAAGGACUGAAGGAUGUAGGUAUAGUAUCAACAGUCAUCACGGUGCAUUCCUCUGGGGCAGAGGAAUCAUCAUCUGAACAGAAGUCUCUGGCACCGCUGACAAAAACAAGUGUCCACAUCUCUCCUGCCAGUUUAAUGAGCUCUGUAAAUAACGUAGAGAACUGUACUACGACAUCUGAACUCCAUGAAGACAUCCAGGCAACAAAACCCAAUGCUCAGAGUAGCAGAAACCAUACAGUUUGCAAGAGGUUACAUAGUCCCAUAUGUCUUUCCCCUGUGGUGAACGUGAAGCUCCUGAGAUCUGGUACACAACCGAAGAGGAUGAAUGGAAGGAAAGAUGCUGAAGACCCAGGGUCUGACGUUAGGAAUCCACCGUCUCCUACAGAGUUACAGAGGGACGAGCCUUUGAACAACGGGAUGCUGAAAGAUUGUGAUCGCCCAGUCCAUGUUCUACAACACCAGGAUAUGAAAGCUGACCGUAAGCGUCCUACAACCACCGACUGCAUCUCUGAGUCCCAGCUGACAGAUGAAGGGUCUGAGAAACUAGGUGGGAAAGACCAGACUGAGAUGAUCAGUACUAGAAGUGGGCGUGUCAGGAAGAGUCUUGUUAGAUCAAACGCAGUCCAAACCAGCUCAGUGAAAGACGGAGGGGCUCCCAGGGACGGAGGGGCUCCCAGGGACGGAGGGGCUCCCAGGGACGGAGGGGCUCCCAGGGACGGCGCGGCUCCCAGGGACGGAGGGGCUCCCAGGGACGGCGCGGCUCCCAGGGACGGCGCGGCUCCCAGGGACAGCGCGGCUCCCAGGGACGGAGCGGCUCCCAGGGACGGCCAGCAAACGGCCACCCUUUCAUGUAAAGUUAUUAUUGAAAGACUCAGCCCUGACAUGAGUGAUGGGAUCAGGCCAGCAGCUUUGCCUGUGGGCCACUCCCCAGAACCUACAGCAGCCUUGCCUGUGGGCCACUCCCCAGAAGCUACAACAGUCUUGCCUGUGGGCCACUCCCCAAAACCUACAGCAGCCUUGCCUGUGGGCCACUCCCCAGAAUGUACAUGGAAAGUUCCCAUUGGGAAGGUUCGCUUUGAAAUGGGUCCUCCACUACCUCCUCUUCUGAUGCCUCUCACUUUAACUCCUCCGAGACCGGUAAAACCUGGCAAUCCAAGACCGGCGAUUGGUAAACUGUCCUUUCCCUCACCGAUGGAAGGGCCUGUUUCCCCUGUGGGAUCCCAAACAGCACCUGAUGAUCAGAUGUUGAGCUCCCCGUCUCGAACCACCCCUUCCUCACCACUACAGUUUGGUUCAGCCACUCCUAAACACGCUGUUCCUGUUCCAGGGAGACUUCCUGCCUUCAGCCCCUCCUCUUCCUCCACUAGUCCCGCCCAGGAGAACUCCAUGAGGAUUGUAGACGGCAUGUAUCCAGAACUGUCUGCCCGUGCCUGGACUCUCAGUAUCCUCCGAGGAAACCUCUCUAUGUCUUCUGCUGAGACGGGGACCACACCUUCCAGCUCUGUCAGUCAGAUAUCUGGCUUCAAAACCAUCAACUCCUCGUCCACGGCUUUCACCAAAACAGAGCAAAGAGGGAAGCGAAGUGGAGUCGACGUGCUUCUACCAAAGAGUGCCAAAAGACUGAGGCUGGAUAACUGCUCCCCCGGCCCUGCUGGGGCGACGGCCGGCCCUGCUGCGAAGGGGAUAUCCUCCACGACAUCAGCCUGUCCUGACCCACUACUCAGGACACCUCAACAUGGGAGUUAUUCACAGCCUACAGAGAUGGAGAAACUGUUUGGGAAACCAGCAGGCGAAGCCUCCAUAUCCCAGGCCUUAGAGAAGGAGAAACUGGUUGGGAAAGCAGCAGGCGAAGCCUCCAUAUCCCAGGCCUUAGAGAAGGAGAAACUGGUUGGGAAAGCAGCAGGCGAAGCCUCCAUAUCCCAGGCCUUAGAGAAGAUAGCAGCCCAGUGUUUUGACCUGUUACCUGUCAUCAAGAGUCACCUGUUUGUUGGGAAUCUGUCUAGGAAACCUGUGUUACGGGAUGAGGAGAAGGAGGUCCUCUCUGAGUUCUCAGACAAUGAGCCUCUGGCAGAUGACCUGAUGUCGGUGAUGCUGACUAAGCUGAAGACUGAGAGGACUGAGCUGCCUGGGUCUCACCUCCAGGCUCUGGUUAGAGUCUACACUGCUCUGUGCCGACGGAGGAGGGACUGGGACAGAGCACAUAUCCUGGCCUACAGCAUCCUUAGAGAAGAUUUCCCUGAGUCAACCAAGCUGGUUCUGUUCAUGGUGACCACAUGGCCCAAUGUGUUCUCAUGCAGGACUGUAGUGUGCCAGGCCAUCCACACGGUCACCAAGGUCAAAGCUCAAGGAGAGGUGCUCCACUGCCUAACUGCUUACCUGGGUUGGGAGAAGAGUCCUCCUAGUGACGUGGAUCAGUUGGUGUCCCGCACGUUGACGUCCGUCAGAGCUGCAGCUGAGAUGACCUUCCAGAAACACCCGCGACAGGGACAGGACCUGAACCCCGUUGCCUGGCAACACGUCUUCACCCUGGAGCUGCUCUGCUCUCAUACACACUGGAAGUGGACCCAUGACAACCUACUGAGUACAGAGCUGUGGCCGAUGAUGAACUCCUGGGUGACCCAGCCCAGGUCAAGACAAACACCCAUCCAGGAUGUCACUGUGGCUGCGGUCCUCAGACUCAUAGGGCGCCUCGGGCAGCUCGGAAUAAAGGAGAGAUGCGGCUCGUCUGUGAAGAACAUCGCCAGGGUCAUCAACACAUUCGCCAGACACGGACAGUCAGAAGGUGUUCCCUGGGAGGUCCAGCUGGCAGCUGUCUACACUGUCUACGACCUGUCGCCUAGCAACCCCAAGGAGGCUCUGGCUGCGCUGGCGUCAUGGCGAGGAGAGACCACCCAGCCCGUCCCCCCCGCUGUCACCAGCUGCAUCACACAGAUCGCCUCGCUCUGCCGACACAUCAAACCCUAGUCCCUAAAACCUAGCUCCUAAUCCCUAGCUCCUAUUCCCUAGCUCCUAACCCCUAGUCUUUAACCCCUAGCUCCUAACCCCUAGCUCCUAACCCCUAGCUCCUAACCCCUAGCUCCUAACCCCUAGCCCCUGACCCCUAGUCCCUUAAACCUAGCUCCUAUUCCCUAGUCCUUAACCCUUCCACACCCCUAACACUUAGCUCCUAACCCCCUAACCACUAGCUCCUAAUCCCAGGUCCUUAACCCUUCCACACCCCUAACCCUUAGCUCCUAACCCCUAGCCCCUAACCACUAGCUCCUAACCCCUAGUCCUUAACCCUUCCACACCCCUAACCCUUAGCUCCUAACCCUUAGUUCCUAACCCCUAGCUCCUAAUCCCUAGUCCUUAACCCCUAGCUCAUAAUCCCUAGUCCUUAACAGCUCCACACCCCUAGCUCCUAACCCCUAGUCCUUAACACCUCCACACCCUAACCCCUAGCUCCUAACCCCUAGCUCCUAACCCCUAGCUCCUAAUCCCUAGCUCCUAACCCCUAGGUCCAUUGCCACUUGUACAGAUCUGAAAGGCAACAUUCUUGGACCUAGGAAAUCCUAUCAGAGGACAAGGUGAAGCAGCAUCCAUUUCACUGUUAUCUAUCCAUACCUUUUCAGAUCUGACACCUUGAACCCUGCUGUGGACUGAACUUCUGGGACUGGUUUUAAUGUCCAUAUGAUUUAUCUGUUGGUUAACGCAUCACGUUCCCCUUGAUGUUUUCUGUUGCGGUUCUUUAUAUGUUAAGCAUGACUUUGUAAAUAUGAUGUUGUAUACAAUAUCUUCUUACUUCUGUAAAUGUUUUGUAAAUGUUCACUGUUACAGAGCCUAUUUCUAUUUAAUUUGACAAAUUAAAAUCUAAGAGGUAAA